Molecule: messenger RNA, 2088 nt
Organism: Symbiodinium pilosum
Lineage: Eukaryota; Dinophyceae; Suessiales; Symbiodiniaceae
Source: the annotation of a GenBank genome assembly
AUGAGCAUCAACUUCGCUGAGCCAUCGCGGCUGUCAGCUGGGUUUUACCACAGCCUGGUACUUAGCAAUGACCGGGAAGGUACUUUGAUCGAGGGCGAGCGGCAGUCAGUUUCCCGGGUGUACAGCUUCGGGACGCGGCGGAACUUUCUGCAAGCCACCGCUGGAGACAUCACAGGCAGAGGUCUCGGAGGUUCGGAAAAUCCUGGGUCAGAUGGCAAAGAUUCUUUUUUCAGCGAGCCGCAACUAUUGGACUCCUCUGGGCUGAGUGGGCAAGUGGUCUCUGUAAGCUGCGGAGGCAAUCAUUCUGCUGUCUUGGAGAAACGUCCUGGUGAAGAGGGCGGGCAAGUUUGGAUGUGGGGUUUAGGUAAUGGUGGUCGGCUGGGAAUUGAGCGCCCGCGCAAAAGGAUCGAUCUGGAACAUAUUCUGGACAACUCCCUGUGCGCUGAAGACACGAAGGCGGCGCUCCUGAGUGACAAGACUUACCAUCAGCAAAUCAUGGGCAGUGAGGGAAAGUGGGGUUUGAGCAUGCCGUUCCGUGUCGAUUUUGGCAUGGAUCGGAUCACCUGCGUGAGCUGUGGCACCGACUUCACCUUGGCACUUACAGAGAACGGGGCCAUCUAUGCAUGGGGCAUUGGGAGCUACGGGAAUCUGGGCACCGGGAUGAUCUGCGAUCAGUGGACCCCUGCACUGGUGCAAAUGCCCAGCGAGGUAAAGUGCUGUCAAGUUGCAGCAGGCACCAAGCACUCCAUGGCCUUGGCCACAACCGGUGCCAUGUACUCUUGGGGCCACGGUGGCCACGGCCGGCUGGGUCAUGGCCCAGCUUGUGAAGCGGCUUUAAGGCCGACCCUUGUCCAGAUCGAGGGUGAGAAGAAGCCCCCAGUUUUCAAGUUUGUAGCGGUUGGCGAGGCGCACUCGGCUUCUAUUGACUUGGUGGGCCAGGUCUGGUGCUGGGGUGCCGGCUCCUUUGGCCGCUGUGGCCAUGGGGAGGAGGAUGACAACAUGUACCCGCGGCAAGUGAGUUCCAUGAUUGGGAGAAGCUGCUGCCAAGUUGCGCUGGGAGUUUGUCAUAGCCUGGCACUCACGGUCCGCGGGACGAUCUGGAGCUGGGGAGGCUUUCUUUACACGGGCCACGGCGAAGAUGAUGACAUCGAGACGGCACGGGAGCUAGACGCUGAGAAUCUGAAGGGUCAGAAUAUCGUGGAGAUUUGUGCUGGCCGCUUCCACUCCUUGGCCCUGAGCAGCACUGGUGACGUCUUCAGCUGGGGAUCUGGGAGCAUGGGCCGGCUUGGAUUGGCCUCCACUGGUGAUGUGGCCUGUCCAGAGCAGGUUUGCCCGGGCAAGCCGUUGCGGGGUUGGAUGCAGGAGACCCAGAAGGGGACCUGGGAGUCUCGAGAGGGGAAGCAGGGAAGACAACUGGAGAGUCAAGUACAGGUCCUCGCUUGUGGCGGAAUGCACUCAGCGGCAGUGGAGAAAGAUGGAUCCUGUUGGCUCUGGGGUCAUGGUGAGUAUGGCCAGAACUCUUCAUCCAACGCCCAGGAUUUCUGGAAACCUGUGCUGCUGGCUGCAAUAGACCCUCUUUCAGGCUCCAAGAUCAAGGUUCUUACUGUGGCCCUUGGAAUGGAACACUGCCUGAUGAUCUCCAAGAACUUGGAGCUCUUUGCCUGGGGCCGCAACCACCAUGGCCAGCUGGGCCUGGGCACCACCAAGGACGCCAACGAGCCGACCUUCGUGGCGGCGCUGAGCAAGGUCAGCGCGGUGGCUGCUGGCGAGGACCAUUCGGCUGCUAUCACGCCUGGUGGUGAGCUCUACACAUGGGGCAAUGCCGAAUGUGGCAAACUGGGACAUGGCUCAAGCAUGAUCCGCAGCUCCAUGGGUUUCCCAAAGCAGGUGAAGAUCGAGAGCCGCAUGAAGUCAGUAAGCUGUGGGGCUACCCACACAGCAGUCAUUGGCAGCAAUGGGGAGCUGUUCACUUGCGGGGCGGGCUGGUUCGGCCGCCUGGGCCAUGGGGACAUGGACAAUCAAUACUCCCUGAAGCUGGUGCAGACUGUGAUGCCAGAUUUGGGAACAACAGCUGAGUGUCCCAGAUUU